UAUUCAUUAAUCUUUUUUUAAUUCACGGGUUUAGUAUUAAUCUCUUAGACUCUUGGAUCCGGCGCUCCAUAUAAGCAGCCCGAAUUAGUCCUCGUAGUUCCCAAAAACCCAAUUCAAUUGGAAUAAUUUCAUCGUACCCUAAAAAAUUGAAUAAUUUCAUCGAAAUUGAUGGAUCCAAAAUGCUCAAAAUCAACGUCGUUGGCGCCGGGGUUUCGGUUUCACCCUACAGAUGAAGAGCUUGUAUGGUAUUAUCUUAAGCGUAAGGUUUCUGGAAAGCCUUUUCGUGUUGAUGCCAUUUCUGAAAUCGAUAUUUACAAAGUCGAACCCUCCGAUCUUCCAGGUCUUUCAAAGUUAAAAACCAGAGACCAAGAGUGGUACUUUUUUAGUGCCCUGGAUCGGAAAUAUGGCAAUGGAUCAAGGACUAACCGAGCAACAAAUGAGGGAUAUUGGAAAACAACCGGAAAGGAUAGACCAGUUUACCACAAGUGUCAGGUUGUUGGGAUGAAAAAGACUCUGGUCUAUCACAAAGGUCGAGCUCCACGUGGUGAGCGGAGUAAUUGGGUAAUGCAUGAAUACAAACUCAAUGAUGAUGUGCUGGAGAAUGUGGGUACUUCCCCGGAUGGUUUUGUUUUGUGUCGAGUGUUUCAGAAAAGUGGGACAGGACCAAAGAAUGGGGAGCAAUAUGGAGCACCAUUGGUGGAGGAAGAGUGGGAAGAUUCAGGAGAACCUGUGGUGCCUAGUGAGGUGUCUUUUGACGAUCCCUAUGUUGAUGAUGAUGCAUAUAUUGAAGAAAUUGAUUUCAAUCAGGUCUUGCAACUUCCAGAAAAUGUUCAUUCUUCUGUCAGCUUUAAUCAUGUUGAAGGCAACAACUACAUUGAAGAAUCCAAGGAUAUGUCUGGAGCUAAUCAUAAGUCUGUAGAAGAGUCUAACGGUACGUUUACCUUGGAAACUCUGGAUGGUCAGAAUUUCGAUGAUGUUGCGCAUCAUGAGAGUAUUCUAUGUGUUGUGAAGAAUGAGCAUAUGGCUCAACCAAAUGAUUUGAGCAACGAGGCUCCAGUUACGCUUGAUGAUUUGUUAUCUGAUUCAGUGAACGUUCCCUUUGAUGAUGAACUAUACCUUGAUUCUAGUGACCUUCAUCCUCGUGAUUUUGACGUGCUUGAAUCGAAUUGGGAUGAUUUGGAUUUUGAUAUUGGACCAUAUUUAAAUGAUGAUUGCCUUCCUGGACUUAUGGAUAAAGAUCUGGAUGAAGGUUUUUCUGAUCAUCAGAAUGUGAUAAAUGAAACCUGGGAAAUGCCUUUGGCAACUCAGCAACUACCUGGAAUUGAUGAUAAUGGUAGUGCAUCUUCCUCUCAUCAAACCAUGGAAAUCUCAAAGGAUAUUCAAUCACCUUGUAUGACUCGAGCAAACCAUUCGUUGAGCAAUAUUUCUGCUCCUUCUGCAUUUGCUUCAGAAAAGCCUUCCAAGGACAUGGCUACACAUUUGAGUGCCUUUAUGCCAUCCACCCCCGUUCAUGUGACUGCUGGUAUGGUCCGAAUCAGGGACAUGCCCAUCGGGGUCAGGGAAAGUGGACUGCAUUGGUCAUUUGAUAAGAAUGGUAUCAUCAGUGUUCGCCUUUCCUUUGACCUCCCUGAGACUCUCUACCCUCCAGGAUUGGAGUCUUUGACUGGUUUAUUACCCAAGACGUCUACAGCUACUUCUCGUAGAUGGUUAUGCUUUAUGCUUUUUCUGAUCUUUGUUUUUGGUUUAAGCAUCAAAAUUAGGACAUGCAUUUAUGCAAAGUGACUUCCCUUUCGUUUCGUAGAAUCAGAGGACAGGAGAAUUUGAUUCAGUAUAAAAUCCAGUUACGAAAUCACACUAUAAUUAAUGUACUCAACGUCUUGCUGUACGAAUUCUGAGAUUGCUGCUGGAUUAUUCUUCUCGAGUCUUUUCAA
Molecule: messenger RNA, 1931 nt
Organism: Amaranthus tricolor (Joseph's coat)
Lineage: Eukaryota; Viridiplantae; Streptophyta; Magnoliopsida; Caryophyllales; Amaranthaceae
Product: NAC domain-containing protein 78-like
Exons: 6
Coding region: 169-1782 (537 amino acids)
Biological process (GO): regulation of DNA-templated transcription
Molecular function (GO): DNA binding
Source: RefSeq, a predicted model, not a curated record